UCUGAGUAAAGACAUCUAAGCAUUAAAAUGAAACUCUCCAUCGUUUUCGUCUUCGCUCUGGCUGUUCUGUUGGCAAUUACUGGACAAGCAGAGAGCAAAAACUUCUUCAAGAGAAUUGAGAAAGUGGGAAAGAACAUUCGCAAUGCCGCUGAAAGAAGCCUUCCUACAGUAGUUGGCUAUGCAGGAGUCGCUAAACAAAUUGGAAAAUAAAACAAGAGA
Messenger RNA from Anoplophora glabripennis (Asian longhorned beetle), 219 nucleotides. RefSeq names its product cecropin-C-like. The transcript has 2 exons. The record is from RefSeq and is a predicted model, not a curated record. Bases 28 to 210 code for a protein of 60 amino acids. NCBI's taxonomy places the organism in Eukaryota, Metazoa, Arthropoda, Insecta, Coleoptera, Cerambycidae. Gene Ontology annotation, cellular component: extracellular region. Gene Ontology annotation, biological process: antibacterial humoral response; defense response to Gram-positive bacterium; defense response to Gram-negative bacterium.